This is a messenger RNA of Ilex paraguariensis (yerba mate), 936 nucleotides long. NCBI's taxonomy places the organism in Eukaryota, Viridiplantae, Streptophyta, Magnoliopsida, Aquifoliales, Aquifoliaceae. The record is from the annotation of a GenBank genome assembly.
AUGUCGCUUCAGAGAUUUUUGAAGGAGCACUCUCGUCGACUGAAAUGGAGUAGUAGUCAUUUGGAUCGACUUGAUUGGCGGAGGAGUUUUACUCCAAACAUCAUAGACCAAAAUGCAAAGAGAAAGAAGUAUGAAGGUUUGAAUUCAUUGGCUUGUUUGAGGAGGAUUAAAAAAUAUGGAGUAGCUUUAGAACUGAAUUAUCCGUAUGUGGGGUCUCCUUCUACAUGGAGUUACAUUGGUGGGGAAUUUGCACACCUUAAGAGAUGGAAUUUCAAAUGGCUCGGUCAAGUAGAACAACAUUUUGUUUCAGUGCCCAGUAUUGCAAAAGAUGAUAGUAAGGAUGAUGUAGCGGGAUGUUUUGAGUACAAUGCAGAUCUUGCUGAAACUUUGGAUUCAAAGCAAAAUGCCCCUACUUCUCUUUCAAUGAAGACAUUUAAAUGUCAUAUACUUAGGGAACCCAUUGGGGUUGUUGGGUUGAUUACUCCAUGGAAUUACCCUUUGUUGAUGGUUACUUGGAAAGUUGCUCUUGCCCUGGCUGCUGGGUGUACUGCAAUUCUCAAGCCAUCUGAAUUGGAAUUUGUUACUUGUUUAGAAUUCGUUGAAGUGUGUAUGGAGUUGGGUCUCCCUUUAGGUGUCCUUAACAUUCUGACUGGAUUGGGACCUGAAGUUGGUACUCAUUUGGCAUCGCAUCCCCAUGUUGAAAAGGUUGAAUUUACUCAAAACUCAGCCACACGAAGCAAGAUCAUGACUGCUGCAGUGCAACUCAAACCUGUUGCACAUUCACUUUGUGGAGAAUAUCUUAUAGUUGUAUUUAAGGAUUUGGACCUUGACAAGGGAGAGCCUUGCUACAGAAUUUUUAGACAAGUUUGUGAAAGGGUGCAAAAAUAUUUAGAUUUUGGACCCAUUAAAAGGAAGGUUGCAGGCUUGGCCCCGUAG